AUGGCACAAUCAGUGCUGGUACCACCAGGACCUGACAGCUUCCGCUAUUUCACAAGAGAGUCACUUGCAGCUAUUGAGCAGCGUGUCAAUGAAGAAAAAGCUAAAAAGUCCAAACAAGAACGCAAAGAUGAGGAUGAUGAAGAUGGCCCCAAGCCAAACAGCGACUUGGAGGCAGGAAAGACACUGCCGUUUAUUUAUGGCGACAUACCUCCAGGAAUGGUGUCUGAGCCUUUGGAAGACCUGGACCCAUAUUAUAUCAAUAAAAAAACCUUUAUAGUAUUGAAUAAAGGGAAGGCAAUAUUCCGAUUCAGUGCCACCUCUGCCCUGUACAUGUUAACUCCUUUCAAUCCUCUUAGAAAAAUAGCUAUUAAGAUUUUGGUACAUUCAUUAUUCAGCAUGCUUAUCAUGUGCACUAUUUUGACCAACUGUGUAUUUAUGACCAUGAGUAACCCUCCAGACUGGACAAAGAAUGUAGAAUACACAUUCACGGGAAUUUAUACUUUUGAAUCACUUAUUAAAAUUCUUGCAAGGGGCUUCUGUUUAGAAGAUUUUACAUUUCUUCGAGACCCAUGGAAUUGGCUGGAUUUCACUGUCAUUACGUUUGCGUAUGUAACAGAAUUUGUAAACCUAGGCAAUGUUUCAGCUCUUCGAACUUUCAGAGUAUUGAGAGCUUUGAAAACUAUUUCUGUAAUCCCAGGCUUGAAGACUAUCGUGGGAGCCCUAAUUCAGUCUGUGAAGAAGCUCUCGGAUGUUAUGAUCCUGACUGUGUUUUGUCUGAGUGUAUUUGCACUAAUAGGGCUACAGCUGUUCAUGGGCAACUUGAGGAAUAAAUGCCUACAGUGGCCUCCAGACAAUUCCACUUUUGAAACAACUGUUAUUUCCUACUUUAAUAGCUCUAUAGGUGAAAAUGGUACAUUUAUUAAUACAACUAUGACAAUAUUUAACUGGGAUGAGUACAUCGAAGACAAAAGUCAUUUCUACUUCUUAGAAGGACAAAAUGAUGCUCUGCUGUGUGGCAAUAGCUCAGAUGCAGGUCAAUGUCCAGAAGGAUAUAUAUGUGUGAAAGCUGGUAGAAACCCCAACUAUGGCUACACAAGUUUUGAUACAUUCAGUUGGGCAUUCUUGUCACUGUUUCGAUUGAUGACUCAGGACUUUUGGGAGAAUCUUUACCAGCUGACACUACGUGCUGCUGGGAAAACAUACAUGAUAUUUUUUGUUUUGGUCAUUUUCCUGGGUUCUUUCUAUCUGAUUAACUUGAUCCUGGCUGUGGUUGCCAUGGCCUAUGAAGAACAGAAUCAAGCAACCAUGGAAGAAGCAGAGCAGAAAGAAGCAGAAUUUCAGCAAAUGCUGGAACAACUGAAAAAGCAACAGGAAGAAGCUCAGGCAGCAGCAGCAGCUGCAGCAGCUGACUCAAGAGAUUAUAGUGGAGUAGGUGGAAUAGGUGGAUUCUCCGAAAGUUCUUCUGAGGCAUCAAAAUUGAGCUCAAAGAGUGCUAAAGAGAGGAGGAACAGAAGAAAGAAAAAAAAGCAAAAAGAACAAUCUGAAGGCGAGGGAAAGGAUGGGGAAGAAUUUCACAAAUCUGAAUCAGAGGACAGCAUCAAAAGGAAAGGUUUCCGAUUUUCCAUUGAGGGAAAUAGACUGACAUACGAAAAGAGAUUCUCUUCCCCACAUCAGUCUUUGCUGAGCAUUCGAGGCUCCCUGUUUUCCCCAAGGCGUAACAGCAGAACAAGCCUUUUCAGCUUCAGAGGUCGAGCAAAGGAUGUAGGAUCAGAAAAUGACUUUGCUGAUGAUGAGCACAGCACAUUUGAAGACAAUGAGAGCAGAAGAGAUUCUCUCUUUGUUCCUCAUAGACAUGGUGAACGGCGCAACAGUAACAUUAGCCAGGCCAGUAGGUCAUCCAGGACAAUACCUCCACUUCCAGCAAAUGGGAAAAUGCACAGCACUGUGGAUUGCAACGGAGUAGUUUCUUUAGUCGGUGGGCCGCCAGCUUUGAUGUCACCUACUGGACAGCUUCUGCCAGAGGUGAUGAUCGAUAAAGCAGCCACUGCUAGCAAUGGCACUACUACUGAAACUGACUUAAGAAAGAGACGGUCUAGUUCUUAUCACGCUCCUAUGGACUAUCUAACAGAUCCUAGUGCACGGCAAAGAGCAAUGAGUAUAGCCAGCAUGCUCACAAACACAAUGGAAGAACUGGAAGAAUCCAGACAGAAGUGCCCACCAUGCUGGUAUAAAUUUGCUAACACUUGCUUGAUUUGGGACUGCUGUACUCCCUGGCUGAAAGUUAAACAUAUUGUAAAUUUGAUUGUGAUGGACCCAUUUGUUGAUCUGGCUAUUACUAUCUGCAUUGUCCUAAACACCCUGUUCAUGGCCAUGGAGCACUAUCCAAUGACAGACCAGUUUAGUGGUGUGCUUUCAGUAGGAAACCUUGUGUUUACCGGCAUUUUCACAGCAGAAAUGUUUCUCAAGAUAAUUGCCAUGGAUCCUUAUUAUUAUUUCCAAGAGGGAUGGAAUAUUUUUGAUGGUUUUAUUGUGAGUCUUAGUUUAAUGGAGCUUGGCCUUGCUAACGUGGAAGGGUUAUCUGUCCUUCGAUCGUUCCGACUGCUUCGAGUUUUCAAAUUGGCAAAAUCUUGGCCAACUCUAAAUAUGCUGAUUAAGAUUAUUGGCAACUCAGUGGGGGCUCUAGGGAAUCUGACCCUGGUGCUGGCCAUCAUUGUGUUCAUUUUCGCUGUGGUUGGGAUGCAGCUGUUUGGGAAGAGCUACAAGGAAUGUGUCUGCAAGAUCUCCAGUGACUGUGAACUUCCACGCUGGCACAUGCAUGACUUUUUCCACUCUUUUUUGAUCGUAUUCCGAGUGCUGUGUGGAGAAUGGAUAGAAACAAUGUGGGACUGCAUGGAGGUUGCAGGCCAAACUAUGUGCCUUACAGUCUUCAUGAUGGUCAUGGUGAUUGGAAACCUAGUGGUACUCAACCUCUUCUUGGCCUUGCUGCUGAGCUCAUUUAGUUCAGACAACCUUGCUGCUACAGAUGAUGAUAAUGAAAUGAACAAUCUACAAAUUGCUGUGGCAAGGAUUCAGAAGGGAAUAGAUUAUGUGAAAAGAAAAAUGCAUGAAUUCGUUCAAAAAGCUUUUGUUAGAAAACAGAAAGUUUUAGAUGAAAUAAAACCUCUUGAAGACCUAAACAACAAAAAAGACAGCUGCAUUUCCAACCACACAAUAGUAGAAAUAGGUAAAAACCUUGCCUAUCUUAAAGAAGGGAAUGGAACUACCAGUGGCAUAGGCAGCAGCGUGGAAAAAUAUGUUGUUGAUGAAAGUGAUUACAUGUCAUUUAUAAACAAUCCAAGUCUUACUGUGACAGUGCCAAUUGCUGUUGGGGAAUCUGAUUUUGAAAAUUUAAAUACAGAGGAGUUCAGCAGUGAGUCAGACAUGGAAGAAAGCAAAGAGAAAUUAAAUGCAUCCAGUUCAUCAGAAGGCAGCACAGUUGAUAUUGGACUACCUCCAGAAGGGGAACAGCCAGAAGCAGAACCUGAAGAAUCUCUAGAGCCAGAGGCUUGUUUUACAGAAGGCUGUGUGCGGAGAUUUAAAUGCUGUCAAGUCAGUGUAGAAGAUGGGAAAGGGAAAAUCUGGUGGAACCUUAGGAAAACCUGCUAUAAGAUUGUUGAACACAACUGGUUUGAGACCUUCAUUGUCUUCAUGAUUCUUCUUAGCAGCGGUGCUCUGGCCUUUGAAGAUAUAUACAUAGAGCAACGUAAAACUAUCAAGACGAUGCUGGAAUAUGCUGACAAAGUUUUUACUUACAUCUUCAUUCUGGAAAUGCUUUUAAAAUGGGUAGCUUAUGGAUUUCAAACCUAUUUCACUAACGCAUGGUGCUGGCUGGAUUUCCUGAUUGUUGAUGUCUCUUUGGUUAGCUUAACAGCUAAUGCCUUGGGCUACUCAGAACUUGGUGCGAUUAAAUCCCUUAGGACACUAAGAGCUUUGAGACCUCUAAGAGCCUUGUCGCGAUUUGAAGGGAUGAGGGUGGUUGUGAAUGCCCUGUUAGGAGCAAUUCCAUCCAUUAUGAAUGUGCUUCUUGUUUGCCUUAUAUUCUGGCUGAUCUUCAGUAUCAUGGGAGUAAAUCUAUUUGCUGGAAAAUUUUACUACUGUGUUAACACUACAACUGAUGAGAGAUUUGAUAUCAGCCAAAUCAACAACUAUAGUCAAUGUGAAGAGCUCAUAAAAAACAAUGAAACUGCCCGAUGGAAGAAUGUGAAGGUUAACUUUGAUAAUGUAGGCCUUGGUUAUCUUUCUCUGCUUCAAGUGGCUACAUUUAAAGGAUGGAUGGAUAUCAUGUAUGCAGCUGUGGAUUCUCGUAACGUUUUGGAUCAACCUAAGUAUGAAGAUAACCUAUACAUGUAUCUUUACUUUGUCAUCUUUAUCAUCUUUGGAUCAUUCUUUACCUUGAACCUUUUCAUUGGUGUCAUCAUUGACAAUUUCAAUCAGCAGAAAAAGAAGUUUGGAGGUCAAGACAUUUUUAUGACAGAAGAACAGAAGAAAUACUACAAUGCAAUGAAAAAAUUGGGUUCAAAGAAACCACAAAAGCCUAUACCUCGACCAGCGAAUAAAUUCCAAGGCAUGGUCUUUGAUUUUGUAACAAAACAAGCAUUUGAUAUCAGUAUCAUGAUACUUAUCUGCCUUAACAUGGUCACAAUGAUGGUAGAAACAGAUGAUCAGAGUGAAGACAUGGAAAAUAUUUUAUAUUGGAUUAACCUCGUGUUUAUUGUACUUUUCACUGGAGAAUGUGUCCUGAAGUUGAUUUCACUUCGCCAUUACUACUUCACUAUAGGCUGGAAUAUUUUUGAUUUUGUGGUUGUCAUUCUCUCCAUAGUGGGUAUGUUCUUAGCUGAGAUGAUUGAGAAAUAUUUUGUGUCCCCCACACUAUUCAGAGUCAUUCGACUGGCCAGAAUUGGUCGAAUCCUGCGUCUCAUUAAAGGCGCUAAGGGAAUCCGCACUCUGCUUUUUGCUCUGAUGAUGUCUCUUCCUGCUUUGUUCAACAUUGGCUUGCUGCUCUUCCUGGUCAUGUUUAUCUAUGCGAUAUUUGGCAUGUCCAACUUUGCCUAUGUGAAGAGGGAAGUUGGGAUUGAUGACAUGUUCAACUUUGAAACGUUUGGCAACAGCAUGAUCUGCCUAUUUCAAAUUACCACGUCUGCUGGCUGGGAUGGUUUGCUCGCCCCAAUUCUUAACAGUGGGGAGCCAGACUGUGACCCCCAUAAAGAUCAUCCAGGGAGCUCUGUGAAAGGUGACUGUGGCAACCCUUCCGUUGGGAUUUUCUUCUUUGUCAGCUACAUUAUCAUAUCAUUCCUGGUGGUGGUGAACAUGUACAUUGCUGUGAUUUUGGAGAACUUCAGUGUUGCUACUGAAGAAAGUGCUGAACCCUUGAGUGAGGAUGACUUUGAGAUGUUCUAUGAAGUCUGGGAGAAGUUUGAUCCCGAUGCAACACAAUUCAUAGAGUUCAGCAAACUAUCGGAUUUUGCAGCUUCAUUAGAUCCUCCUCUUCUUAUAGCCAAACCAAACAAAGUCCAGCUUAUUGCAAUGGAUCUGCCCAUGGUAAGCGGUGACAGAAUUCACUGCCUUGACAUCUUGUUUGCUUUCACAAAGCGUGUUCUGGGGGAAAGUGGGGAGAUGGACGCCCUCAGAAUACAGAUGGAAGAUCGGUUUAUGGCAGCCAAUCCUUCCAAAGUCUCCUAUGAACCGAUCACAACCACAUUAAAACGAAAACAGGAAGAAGUAUCUGCUGUCAUCAUUCAGCGUGCUUACAGACGUCACCUUUUAAGGCAAAAAGUCAAAAAAGUUUCAUGUAUAUUUAAUCAGGAUAAAGGUAAAGAUGAGGACGAUCUGCCCAUGAAAGAAGAUAUAAUUAUGGAUAAACUAAAUGAGAACUCUACUCCAGAAAAAACAGACAUGACCCCAUCCACAACCUCCCCACCAUCCUAUGAUAGCGUAACAAAGCCAGACAAGGAUAAAUAUGAAAAAGACAAAUCAGAAAAAGAAGAUAAAGGUAAAGACAGCAGGGAAAGUAAAAAGUAA
Messenger RNA from Colius striatus (speckled mousebird), 6057 nucleotides. Its product is annotated as sodium channel protein type 2 subunit alpha. Gene Ontology annotation, molecular function: voltage-gated sodium channel activity; protein binding. The transcript is spliced from 26 exons. Gene Ontology annotation, biological process: sodium ion transmembrane transport; membrane depolarization during action potential; neuronal action potential. Gene Ontology annotation, cellular component: axon; plasma membrane; voltage-gated sodium channel complex. The record is from RefSeq and is a predicted model, not a curated record. Bases 1 to 6057 code for a protein of 2018 amino acids. NCBI's taxonomy places the organism in Eukaryota, Metazoa, Chordata, Aves, Coliiformes, Coliidae.